GCCAAUGUUAUGACCUUAUCAAAUAAUUUGCAAAAUGUUUGUGGAUUAGGGUUGAGAAAUCUGAUUAUUUAGUGAACACACGCUCUUGGUGAUGUGGUUUUUAGCUUGUUUUUCGUAGGAGGGACAUGUGCAUGCAUGUAUCCUGGAAAAUGAUACUACGAGAUAUCUUACCUGUCUAUGUUUAUUUAUGCACUCUAACAGAAGCAUCUUGUCACUCACUUCCUAUGACCAAUGCAAUCUUUGAAAGAUACCCAAAAUUUAUCCAAGGAGUUCAGAUGCAUUCAGAAGCAAUCAUCCAAGGGACAAAAUUUACAGAAAAUGUGGCAGAUUGCAACUCCCAGUCUAACUUGAAGGGUGAUGCUGAAAAUGCAGCCAACAACAAUAUAAUGUCUAAUUUGAAAAUGUCCUCACGACAUGAUCUUGCCCUGAUUUUCACUUGCAAAGUCUGUGAGACAAGAUCGAUGAAGACUUGCUGCCGUGAAUCAUACGAGAAGGGUGUUGUUGUUGUACGCUGUGGUGAAUGUAAGAGUCAACAUCUCAUUGCGGAUCGACUUGGAUGGUUUGGGGAGCCAGGUAGCGUUGAGAACUUUCUUGCUGCAAGUGGGGAGGAAGUGAAAAAAGGUUCGGUUGAUUCCUUAAAUUUGACUCUUGAAGAUUUCGCAGGGAAAACGGUUUGAAAACCAUUACUAGUUUAAUAUUGAUACCUCUGAGUAGCUGGUUUAUUUCAAUAACGGACAUUAUGACCAAUUGACCCUGGGGAGCUGGAUGAUUCUGGCUGUUCGAUCGAUUUAUCAUAUAACGUGUUGCAGUGUUUAUAGAAGUGUAUUUUAAUUCUUAACUUUCAAGUAAAUCUGUUGGUGGCUAGUGGCAUUUAUGGGUUCAUGCUACUUUUAUUU
Molecule: messenger RNA, 896 nt
Organism: Beta vulgaris subsp. vulgaris (sugar beet)
Lineage: Eukaryota; Viridiplantae; Streptophyta; Magnoliopsida; Caryophyllales; Amaranthaceae
Exons: 1
Coding region: 126-677 (183 amino acids)
Biological process (GO): protein stabilization; protein import into mitochondrial matrix; protein folding
Cellular component (GO): mitochondrion
Molecular function (GO): protein-folding chaperone binding; zinc ion binding
Source: RefSeq, a predicted model, not a curated record